This is a messenger RNA of Eleginops maclovinus (Patagonian blennie), 5676 nucleotides long. Its product is annotated as 5-hydroxytryptamine receptor 1B-like. NCBI's taxonomy places the organism in Eukaryota, Metazoa, Chordata, Actinopteri, Perciformes, Eleginopidae. The transcript has 3 exons. Gene Ontology annotation, molecular function: neurotransmitter receptor activity; G protein-coupled serotonin receptor activity. Gene Ontology annotation, biological process: G protein-coupled receptor signaling pathway, coupled to cyclic nucleotide second messenger; bone remodeling; regulation of behavior. Gene Ontology annotation, cellular component: dendrite; plasma membrane. Bases 316 to 1416 code for a protein of 366 amino acids. The record is from RefSeq and is a predicted model, not a curated record.
AAACCCUCCAGCAGAGACCAGAACAAGAGUUUCUACUUCUACUUUUCCUCCAUCAGCGGAUACCGUGGGAGAUGUACAGCAUGAGUGGAUAAUGGAGAGGGCUUUCUCCCCCAUCACUCCCAGUAUACCCUGGAUGGAUACAUUGGGUGGAGGAUGCUGCAGGUGAAGUGAGUAAAAUGAGGAGGAGGAGGCAGAAAUCAGUCUGGAUCGGAGAUGAAGAUGGAGCUGCUGUUUUCCUGGGGUGAGACCAGAGGAGAGGGGGGCGCCGAGAGGCUCGAUGCCCGGGGCGUCUGACGCGGUGCAGACGGUGGCGGGAUGGAGACGGUAAACGCCAGUGAGCUCUGGAACAUCUCCACCAACUCCACCCGGCCGAGGGACAGUAACCUGGCUCUGCAGUCGGGCCUCGCCGUGACUCUGACGCUCAUCACUUUAGCCACGACGCUCUCCAACGCGUUCGUCAUCGCCACCAUCUACCAGUCUCGAAAGCUGCACACGCCGGCCAACUUCCUGAUCGCCUCCCUGGCCGUCACGGACCUCCUGGUGUCCAUCCUGGUGAUGCCAAUCAGCGCGCUGUACACCGUCAGUGCCACCUGGACCCUGGGGCAGGCCGUGUGUGACAUUUGGCUGUCCUCGGACAUCACCUGCUGCACCGCCUCCAUCUUGCACCUGUGUGUCAUCGCGCUGGACCGAUACUGGGCCAUCACGGACGCCGUGGAGUACUCCAAGAAGCGCACGAUGGGGCGCGCCGCUGGCAUGAUCGCCACCGCCUGGGUCAUUGCCAUCUCCAUCUCCCUGCCGCCCUUCUUCUGGCGCCAGGUGAAGGUGGAGGAGGAGGUGACCAGCUGUAACGUGAACACAGACCACAUCUUCUACACCAUCUACUCCACGUUUGGCGCGUUCUACAUCCCCACGCUGCUGCUCAUCGCGCUCUACGGGCGGAUCUACGUGGAGGCCCGCAAGCGCAUCCUGAAGCAGUCGAGCAACAACAAGAAGCCCGGGAAGAGGCUCACCUCGGCGCACCUCAUCACCGACUCCCCCGGCUCCGUGGCGUCCAGCACGUCGCUGAACUACGGGACUAACGACGCCUCGUCCUGCGACACCUCCGUCAACCAGGUGAAGGUCACGGUGUCCGACGCGCUCCUGGAGAAGAAGCGUAUCUCCGCCGCCAGGGAAAGGAAGGCCACCAAGACUCUGGGGAUAAUCCUGGGCGCCUACAUCGUCUGCUGGUUGCCCUUCUUCAUCUACACCCUCGUGGUGUCCGUGUGCGACUCCUGCUUCCACCCGGGGCUUUUCGACAUCUUCACCUGGCUGGGUUACCUCAACUCUCUGAUCAACCCCAUCAUCUACACCAUGUCCAACGAGGACUUCAAGCGCGCCUUCCACAAACUGAUCCGGUUCAGAUGCUGCCGGGCGUGAACCAGCCAUCCUCCCAUUUUUCAAAAAUAAAACACUUGUCUGGAUACUAGAGGGAAGGCACUGAGAAGAACUGAAAUUAAAUGUACGUUGUCAACAAGUUAAGUUGGACCUCAUAUUUUUUAUUUAAACUUAAUAUUAUUGCUUCCCACGAACCUAACUGACCUAAUACAUUUAAUCAAACUCAGUGUUUUCAGUGUGGGGACCACGGGUCAUUCUUAGGCGUGGCGGCCAUCUUUGAAGGAUAGCAUCUUUAGCAAACCAAAAUGAACAAAGUAUGCGUGGAAUAUAAAAGCCGUUCAGGCACCUGCAAAGACAGACUUCAAAGGGGGGCUCGAGCACCUGCCCUGUUGCCCUCCUUUAUGCACAAAAAAAAGUGUGAAAUGGAAAAGUGUUACAGCAUAUUGCCUACCCUGCCAUUGAGGACAAAGCAUUUGGCUAUCAUGCAAGGCAACAAAAUGACACAAAAUGCUACUGAAUGUUAAAAAAAUAACGGUGAUAUAGAGGAAAUACAUGUAUUCACAGAAACCUCAAAAAUAUGGAUGGAAAAUAACCUGUAUGAACCCUGUCCUGUUCAUUCAAAGCACUCAUUUUGGAAAUGAAGUUUAUUCACUUUCUUGCAGAAAAAAUUACGUGACAAUUGAUACCACUCUCAUAUCCCUGCGUUAAAAUGUAGCGUCACACCGCUUUGAAAUCGUCCGAAAAUGUCAAAACAUAACGCCUACAUUUCCCACAAUGCAACUCAGCUGCUAAUCGAUCAAGGCGAUUAUUCAUACUUCACACACAGGAGAUAUUAAACGUGUUAUACUGCUUUUAAAACACAUGGAAUUCAAUUAACCAACACUACUGGAAACAUGCUAACGUUCCUCUUUGCAUGUGGAGCUACAGACGGUUAUCCUAGCUUAGCAUAAAGACAGAGGAAACCGCUAGCAUGGCCCUGUUGCCGUCCUGGAAGAGAAUCAGAACGUCCUUUUUUAAUUUACAAAUCAAUUGAAUUGUCUCACUUAAAGCAAAGAAUAACCCGCCACAAACCUGUGUCUGAAACACAUUAUCUAAAGCUUAUGUGUGUGUUAAUUAUGACAUCAUAUAUUAAUUACAUUUAACUAACUUGAUGGCACAUUCCUAUUCCUACACUCUGGUACUUCUACUUGACUUUAGUGCAAGAUCUGAGUACUUCUUCUACCUCUGCUACCGACCAUGUUUGAAAUGUUUAAAGUGAACAAAUGACGGAUUCUCCACCCGCACAGGUUGCUAGUUUCCUCCAAAGAUGGCCGACUUGACGUCCGUUCCCAUUCCCAUUCCCGAUAAACAGUACGUUCCCCUGAGGAACGCCGACACCCAGUGGCUGAUGGAUGGGCCAGCAUCUGACGGCACCAUUGGAUUAAAAUACUGUGGAUGCUGCAGAUGCUAACGUCGCUAAUGGAGGCCGCCUGCAGACUCUCUUUGCCAUAAUGAGUUUGAAGGUCAACAGUCAUUGGCUUGUAAGCACAAACAGUUUAGCGCUAAGCUAACCACGAGCCCCACGGGCAAAAAAUAAGAUGUGUGUUUGGUUUUUUCCCCGUCUCAAUAAGGGGGAUUCUGGUGCCUACAACACGUUUUUGUUCCUCAGAUGUGCCUGGCCCCCCGGGUGGAGACGAGAGGGCGAUUUCAGUUUGAGAAAGAGACACAGGUUUGGCCAGUGUCUGUGUUUCAAUUUUUUGAUGUGACUGAUUUAAACAACUAUUCUGUUAAUUGAUUAAUCUGAAUGUCAGAAAAUAAGGAAACAGGCUUUAAUUGUUUUAUUUGAUUAAUUUAAAACCAAAAGAUAGUCACUUUAAUUGGAUUCAAAAGAGAAAAGCAGCAAAUCUCAAAUAAAAACAGCAUUUUCUGACAUUUCUUUGCAAGGAUUAAUCAACAAUCAAAAAAAUAAGGGAUUGUGUUUCCGUGGAUCAGCUUUAGUCUUUAAACAAGAAUCCAACCUGAGUGUAAAUCUGUGUGCAUCAGUGUGAAUUUUACUUUCAUUUUGCUGAGAAGAGUGUGGAUGUUGCUCAGUGAAAGCUGUAAAAAUAGUGACUCUGAGGGAAUGAAGAGCCAGGAUUGUGAAACCGAUCUACCAGACCUCUCGUUAAGGGUUUUUUAAUUGUUAAUGUUAGCUUUGAUGUUCCAUUUCAUGUCAGGCUAAACAAAUGCAACUCCAAAUCCAGUGGGGCAGGGUUCUUACCUCAUCGUUUUUUAUUUAAAAUGUUUAAAAACCCUGGGAAAUGUCACGGUAUUCUGAUCAAAACCAGCAUUUAUCCUCCCAUCAGACCAGCACAUGCUAAAUGUCAAUCAUUAUCUGCUGCUGAUCCUGAGUAAGGAAUGGAUGUUUAGGGGAAUAAAUCACACUGUAAAAAGUCACUUUGCUUACAGGUCUUCAGGAAAACAUGCAAAAAGUGCAAUUAUUGGCAUAAUGUCUUGGAAUUUGGAGGCAACUGAAAUUACACAUGCUCAGAUUUUAAAAUGACCGUUUAGCAAUUAGCGUCGAAAUUAUUGCACUAUAUUUUCUUACGCCCAAAACAAUGUAAAUUGAAGAGUUUUGCAGCAUAUUGCCUAUACUUUGCCAUUGAGGACAAAGCAUUUAGCUACCAUGCAAGGUAACAAAAUGACACCAAAUGCUAUUUAAAUGUUUGUAAAAGUAUGUUAAUAUAGAGGAAAUACAUGUAUUCACAGGCAUCUCCAGUAACCAGUAGGAACCCUGUCCUGUUCAUUUAUAGGAUUCAUUUUGGAAAAGAAGUUUAUUCACUUUCUUGCUGAGAAAUAUACAUGACAACUGAUACCACUCUCAUACUCUGCGUUAAGAUGUAGCAUCACACCGCUCUAAAAUCAUCUGAAAAUAUCAAAACAUGACGCCUACAUUUCCCACAAUGCAACUCAGCUGCUAAUCGAUCAAUGCGAUUAUUCAUACUUUCACACACAGGAGAUAUUAAACGUGUUGUACUGCUUUUAAAACACAUGGAAUUCAAUUAACCAACACUACUGGAAACAUGCUAACGUUCCUCUUUGCAUGUGGAGCUACAGACGGUUAUCCUAGCUUAGCAUAAAGACAAAGGGACACAGCUAGCAUGGCCCUGAACAAAGGAUUACAAAUGAAAUGGAACUACAAACACCUCUAAGGUCAGUAACUGAAACACACCUCCACUUUUGAAUCCGUACACAAAUGUCAAUAACAACAAACGUAAAGUUACACAACGUAAUCCACCGCGAAACCAAAACGUGUGAUUUCACCUUCAAACUUUGUAUUAAUUAAAUUAGUUUAGUUUUUUUUUACCUUCGUAAUCAUUUUGAGACACAUUCCAAACUUUGGAAGGAGCGAGGCUGGCUAUAUUACACUGUUUCCAGUUUUUAUGCUAAACUAAGCGCAUUCGAUCUAAACUAAGCUAGGCUAAGCUAAGCUAGGCUAAGCUAAGCUAACCGCCUGCUGGCUCUAGCUUCAUAGUUGACAUACUGACAUGAGAGAGGUAUCAGUCAUUCAUCUGAAAACCUUUACACACCUGGAGCGUAACAAAUAAACAACAAGAAAAUACAAAGUGCGUGUUUGUGAGGUUCAGACGUCUAGAGCUUUUAUUGUGAAAGGAUAUAAAGGAGUGGAUCUGAUUGCCGUUGUCAGGUUGAAGGAAGAAUGCAUUUUCUGUCUUAGUUUGGACUCCAUGACCUCAGCGUUGUUGUUUUAAAAUCCUUAAAAAUACAAAUAUGUUUGCACAAUGUCAUUGGUUGAUGCUUUUAUUUGUGGAAGCUCCGAAACUUCAACCUUGUUAUUUUUGCAGUGUAAUAUCUGCAAAUGUGUGAAAGCAUUUAUUAAUUAAGCAACAGUUUGAGUGCUUUUCUGCACAAAUAAAGAUGCCCUCGGUGUGUGAACUCGUACGUCUCAGCAAGAAAGCAAAAAUAAAAAGCUUAUUUACCAAAAUAUCCAACAAAAAAUGUGAAGAAAAUGCAUUUGCUAUCAAAAUUCAGAAGGAAAAACUGCUGCUCCAAAACAGCUGCAGGGAGUUUGUUGCACAAACCAAAAGAGCAUAAUAACAAUUCCCCGGCUGCAAGAGAAGCGUGAUGUACUUCAGCGUUUCUGCAGCCAUGAUGGAUGUGUGACUCUGUGACGGAAAGCCUCCCUGAGUACAGGGUCGAUCCGCUCAUCUGGUGGCUCCGUCAGUCCAGAGGAAGUUGCAUUUCAUCCCGGUUAGCUUCUGCUGUACAACGCUUCUGCACACAUAGGCGAUGCACUGCUCCGAAGGAUGAAAUCCAACCAGCUUG